GUAAUUCUUGUCAGAUUUGGUGAUAUGAGUAUUGGUUCCAGGGGUUGAGUCGAUCCUGCAUUCCCUGUGUGUUGUGAUGGAUGUGAAGAACUAUCGGCUUAUGGAGAAGGGCUUCUGUCUACUGGCAAACAUAUUGCACCGGCAGCCCCCGGGCAUCCCCCUGUUUGUGAACGUGAUGUCGGUGAGACAGUGUGUCCACCUGGUGAGGCAGGCACUGGCUCAGUCCCACCCAGCAGUGUUCCUCCAGGCUCUAACAGCUGCUAGGCCUCUUGUCAGCAAGCAGUACCUGCCGUGGGUGUAUCGAUGUGAGGUCGUAGAGGACCUGUUGAAGGUGGCCUGCUGUCAGAUGACGGACCUUCACACCUCGCUGUGUCAUGGCAGACACACACAGACACAGAUGGGCCGACAGGUGGACUGGCAGUACCCUCUAGUUGCCUUCACAGAUCUCAUCACUGUAUGCUGUAGAGUGUGCGGGGAGAGUGUACUCAGGUCCUCCAGUGAGAUGGAGGAGAGACAGUGGAUGAAUGUGGAGGGCACUCUCUCGCUCCUGGUGUCAGCUGCAGAGAGACAUCUAGCACCAUACAUACAGUCAGUGUUUGAGUCUGAAGAAUGUCCCCCUGCCCUGAAGACCGUCCUGACCUGUAUGAAUGAGCUGUAUUCCCAGACGGGGCGUGGCAUGACCCAAAUGUCUCUCAUGUUCACACAGUCGGGAGUCAUCAUUCAAGCUCCGGUUGUCAAAUAUAGGGCUGCUGAAGAUGUGUGUGACGGUAUAGACAAGUUCCUAGAGAAUGUGUACCGAGACCUACUGGAGGACAUCACCCCUCGGAAUCCUGCCCUACCCAGCUGGCUGGUGUCCGGUGUUGCCACCAUCAAAUUGCAGUCUGGAGAUCCAUGCCAUCUACUGCCGGUAAUGGAACAGAGUGAGGAUGCAGCGUGGGCCGUGCUGAUGAUGCUCUACUUCUCAUAUCUACACAGUCACAGCUGGGUCGAGUGCUGUGACCUCCAGUCUCUGCUGCAGUGUUUCCUGGCCAACAGCCGAGAUCUGUCAGGAUUACCUCCCCUUGUUAUCAGAUGUCUUGCUUUCCUUGUGGCGUGUUCAUCAGGAGAUGCAGUGGCCAAUACCCCUCAGCCCUUCCAGUAUCACACAGGUAUGCAGCACACAGUAGUUAUCUAAUUAGUAUUGUCUAUUGGUGUGGUGUGUGUUCUGCAACAGGAUCUUAAUAGCAAUGCUGUUAUGAUGACGUCGCUCUGUUGUUGUUGCAGUUGAUUCUGAACAAGGAAUUCACUGACCGUUCUGAACGUGCAUUUUAUGAAAAACCGACGCAACUAUAGAACCUUAUGCAGAAUUAUAGGAAUUUUUUUUAUUUGUAAAUGGUUUUGUUGGAGAAAUCACUCGAAUCAGUGGAUUCAGGAGGAAGAAUCAACAUAUUCAAGUGAUUUCUCCAUGAUGUAAUCAACGUCAGAAAGCUGUUGCAGUGUUGUUGCAAGUUUCUCAUCUUGUGAAGGCAUCUUACUCAUGGGAUGAUUCUGUCACUCUUUUGUCCUUAGUAUGACACAUUAGUAUGACACAUUAGUAUGACACAUUAGUG
Haliotis rufescens (red abalone) is the source of this 1589-nucleotide messenger RNA. RefSeq names its product meiosis inhibitor protein 1-like. NCBI's taxonomy places the organism in Eukaryota, Metazoa, Mollusca, Gastropoda, Lepetellida, Haliotidae. The transcript is spliced from 9 exons. The record is from RefSeq and is a predicted model, not a curated record. Bases 77 to 1174 code for a protein of 365 amino acids.